AUGGUGAAGCUGAGUUGCAGCUUCUCUGGGAAGUCAGGCAAGGAAACAGGAGGCCAGGAGGGGACCGCCAUGGACAGUGUUCCUCUGAUCAGCCCCCUGGAUGUCAGCCAGCUUCAGCCAUCAUUCUCUGACCAGGUGGUCAUCAAAACACAAACAGAAUAUCAGCUUACCUCCUCAGACCAGCCAAAGAAGUUUGCAGAUUUGGAGGGUCAAAGGCUGGCCUGCGGCAACGCAGAAGAAGGGCGCAAAAUGCCCACUGCAAGGAUGAUCGCCUUUGCCAUGGCACUCAUGGGCUGUGUGCUGAUCAUGUACAAGGCCAUUUGGUAUGACCAGUUCUCCUGCCCAGAUGGCUUCCUGCUUCGGCACAAGAUCUGCACCCCGCUGACCUUGGAGAUGUACUACACGGAAAUGGACCCCGAGCGCCACCGCAGCAUCCUGACAGCCAUCGGGGCCGGGGCCUACCCGCUGAACCGCAAGCAUGUUACCGAGAUGCCCGCCGUCUGGGGGAACAGCUUCCGGGCCUCCAAAGAGGAGCAUAAGGGCCCCAUCCCAGUGGCGGUGGUGGUGUCCACUGCAGCGACAGCGGCUUCGGCAGCAGGCACAGAGCCUUCAGGGAGGCCUUUGGCUAUGAGAGAGAAAGAAGACCCGCAGAAGGCGGAGGGCAUGCCGUCCCAGGCCCCCCAGUGACUGUCGUCCUCCCCCCCCAU
Messenger RNA from Cricetulus griseus (Chinese hamster), 707 nucleotides. NCBI's taxonomy places the organism in Eukaryota, Metazoa, Chordata, Mammalia, Rodentia, Cricetidae. The record is from RefSeq and is a predicted model, not a curated record.